AUGGUCCUCUUCGUGGUCGGUCCAGAUGCUGCAGGAAGUCUCCAGCGGUCCACUCCGGACCAGCAGUACCGCGUGUUCCGGACUUGUGUUGGAAGUGAAGUCCGAUGUUUAAAUACUACUACUACAUCUACUACUGCUAAUACUACUACUACAUAUACUACUACUAGUACUACUACUGCAUAUAAUACUACUAAUACUACUACAUAUACUACUACUAAUACUACCACAACAUCUACUAAUACUACUACAUCUACUAUUACUAAUACUACUACUAACACUACUACAUAUACUACUACUAAUACGACUACAUAUACUACGACUACAUAUACUACU
Messenger RNA from Stegastes partitus (bicolor damselfish), 333 nucleotides. RefSeq names its product integumentary mucin C.1-like. The transcript is spliced from 3 exons. The annotation marks the transcript as partial. The record is from RefSeq and is a predicted model, not a curated record. NCBI's taxonomy places the organism in Eukaryota, Metazoa, Chordata, Actinopteri, Pomacentridae.